This is a messenger RNA of Seminavis robusta, 2937 nucleotides long. NCBI's taxonomy places the organism in Eukaryota, Bacillariophyta, Bacillariophyceae, Naviculales, Naviculaceae. The record is from the annotation of a GenBank genome assembly.
AUGACAGACAGGGUUAUUUCGAAAAAGGAUUCCACCUCAAAUGAAGGUAUUGUGGAACCAAGCACAAAUGAUGAAGAUGAAGAGGCUCUCAUUACGACAAAUACUGUCCAGCAAGGUUCUGUUGCCGCCGAAGCAACCCCUGAGCUCAAGUCACACGGAUCUUUAGACUUCCUGCGAAAGAAAGGUCAAAUGAAAAAGCAGCACGAUCUUUUGCAAAUGGCAACCGAAAUCAAUGAGACGGCCAACUUGGAAGGAUUUAGCAACCGCAUGGCACCUGAUGCUAGCCUGCUGCACAUGGCAGCAGAAAUCAAUGAGGCGGCCAAGUUGGAAAAGUUCAGCCACAACAAGUCUGCUGAUAGUGACCACUCUCUCAUGCAAAUGGCAACAGAAAUCAAUGAGACUGCUAAGCUGGAGAAGUUCAGCCACAACAAGUCUGCUGAUAAUGGCCACUCUCUCAUGCAAAUGGCAACAGAAAUCAAUGAGGCGGCUAAGCUGGAGAAGCUCAGCAGCAGCAGGCCCACUGAGAGUGGAAUCAACUCUCAAGGUUCCAGAGCAGGGCAGCCAGUAUCUGGAUCACCUCAAGGGAGUCCACAGCUACCUCUGCCAGGUGCCUACAGUGGUACACCCGGAGAAGCCUUGCAGCGUACCAACAUCAUUAGAUUUUCCCUCCUUGGUGCUCCCGCUAGAAUUCUGGAGGAUAAUAUUGAAUUGCAAACCGAAGUCAUUCAAGCAGGUAACGUGCCACAUGUGCUACCCAACAGUGUCAACAACAACAACAUUGAUCAGGAGCUGGCGGUAGCAAAUCUUGUUGUGGAGGAUUCAGAGCACCUCAGGCUCCAAAUGAGACCACCAGCAAGCCCGGUGGACAUGCAGAUGGUUGAGGAAAGACAACAAAAGAAGAGGCGACAGGCUCAGUUGUUUAUUUUGUUUCUGACCAUGUUGUGCAUAGUGGCAGCCAUUAUUGUUGGCACAGUGGCUGGAACAAAAAAAGAAAAGGGUCCAGGUGCAAUAGGCAGCAUCCAAACUGCUACACCAACAGCCUUUGGUUCCAUGGAGCCUUCUGGAGUUCCUUCCUCGGCUCCAACUGGAAUUCUUGAUUUCAUGCUCGAAAAUCUGCCAAGUUACACUUUGGAGAGCUUGCAGACAUUUGGGACACCCCAGUGGCGAGCAAAGGACUGGCUGUUGGACCACCAAAACAUCACCCUAUUGCCAGAGUGGAGGAAGACACAACUAUUUGCUCUGGCAUGCUUCUACUUUGCCUUUGAAGGUGAUAACUGGUUUGAACCUAUCCAAGAAAAAUGGAUGGAUGACAGAGUGGAUGAAUGUCUGUGGUUCUCGAGUGGAUUUUCGUUUUUUUAUGAUGGUGUGUAUAGGGAAUAUUCUCCUUCCCGUGCUUCUCUUCCAUGCAACCACCUUGGAGAAUACACCAGUCUUUGGGUUGAAGAUCUCUACCUUCCUGGUCUUACACCAGUUGUUCCGCCUGAAAUUACUCUGUUGACAUCCUUGUCUCGGAUUGGGCUGGGAUGGAACAAGAUUUCUACAUCGAUCAAAAGUUUGCUACCAAGCGAAGUUUACAAAAUGACAACCUUAGCAUGGCUGAACAUGGAAACCAAUCAUUUGAGCGGAAGAAUUCCUACAGAGGUUGGACUUUUGACAGGUUUGGCAUCUCUGUUUUUGAGCUACAAUGGUCACUUGUCUGGCCAGAUCCCCUCAGAGCUUGGGCUCUUGACUUCCCUGGCAAUUCUAUCUCUCCACAGCAAUCAGAUCACAGGGCAGAUUCCUUCACAGCUGGGAAGCUCAAGUGAUUUGUACCAGCUGAUACUGAGUGAGAAUCGACUCUCAGGCCCACUCCCAACUGAAGUUGGGUUGUUGACCUCUUUGGCUGACUUGUAUUUGUACAGCAACGAAUUGACGGGCCAAAUUGGUACAGAGCUGGCUCUCUUGAAUGCAUUGGAUGCCCUGUGGUUGGAUACAAAUCUGUUGACAGGACAGAUUGCUACAGAAUUUGGAAUGAUGGCCAAUCUGACUGUCUUUGGGGCUGCCACAAAUCUCUUAACAGGUCCCAUUCCAUCGGAGCUUGGAUUGCUGCCAUUGACUACGUUAACUUGGGGUGACAAUGGCUUUUCAGGCCGAAUCCCUGUCGAAAUUUGGUCACAGACAACUUUGGGAUGGCUCUAUUUGCCUUCAAAUUCCCUUACAGGCUCCCUGUCCAGUGACAUUGGUCUGUUGUCCUCAUUGUUUGAGCUGGACCUUUCUGGAAAUCGCUUUACUGGGACAAUCCCCAUUGAAGUUGGCUCCUUGAUAUCCUUGCAAAAGCUCUAUUUGAGCAACAAUAGCUUGACAGGAACCCUCCCCUUUCAACUGAAUGAAUCAAUGGGGUUGAAACUUGAUGGUAAUCAGCUUUCAGGAACUGUCCCAGUGCACCUUUGUUCUGCGCUGUGGUGUGACUGUACAGCCAAUGUGACACCAGUCUCCACCUGUGCUGACCUGAAUGAGCAUCUAGCUUUCCCAGGUCGGUUCCCACCAACAAGAGAUGAAGAAGAUGGCCAACAAAUUGUUCUUAACAUAGAAUCUGAUGGGUACCCAUGGCAGAUGGGGUGGGUCUGGCAACAAGAAUCAAAUGUGACUGGUGUUUGGGAACCACUGGAAGAAUCCGGUUGGGCAAUUCAAGCAGCGGAUUUUCUCUACUCGUUUGUCCUCGAUGUUGUUGUACCCAACACGUACAAACUUGUCAUUUCAGACAGUUAUGGAGAUGGCUUUACCACCUCUGGAUACAUCACUCUGACAACAGCAAAUCAAACAGUGCUGUAUUCUUUUACUGAAGUUGACACACCUUUCACAGAAAUCACUCUGGUUGUUCUUGUUGGGGCUGACGGCUUCGUCAAGGAGAUCACUGCAGCUGUUGAAUGUGAUCCAGUCAAUCAAUUUUUUUGCUGA